GAAAUUCAAUUAGUUUGACUUAAUUGCGCGUCGAAGUUCCUCCUUUCGUCGCUCUAUCCGGUAAUUUGCGCGUAAUAGUCAUCUGUCAGAGCCAGAGAGCAUGGAUAUAACUGGAGUGCACGUCCUCCAGCGGUCGUGAUGCCAAGCGCCGGUCCGAUCCAGCGCCACUAACCCGUAAUGCCUGCUCUCUAACCCCGUACCAGUGUGGCGCCGUGUCCCGGUCACACCGCCAGCAUGAGCAGCACCGACCUGGAGCGCAUGUCGCUCAGCUCCUCGGCAAACUCGGUGGCCUCCAGCGCGCGGACGUUGUCGGCCAACGUGAGGAAGCUGCACAACGCGCUCAACCUCCUGCUCAACGACUUCGAGAGGGAGCAGUUCAUCCACUGUCUCAACGUCUACCACUCCAAACGCAACGUGUACGACCUGGUUCAGACCCUCAACGUGAUCCUCAACGCGCCCAGCAAGCGGCAACUUCUGCCCAUGCUGCGGCUGGUCAUCCCCCGCUCUGACCAGCUCCUCUUCGAGCAGUACACCUCGGAGGGCCUCUACUUAAAAUCGGAUUUAGUUGCAAGCAAUGGCAACGCCGAAACCCCGCCGGGCGACUUCCCCAGUGCCAGCCCGACUCCCCCCGGGCAUUUCUCGCCCAACAACCCGCCCGAGUUUCAGGUGGCGUUGCGCGGCUCGCCGGACAGCUUCAGCACCAGCAGCGACGGGACAGCUCCCCCCAUGGUGCCGCUGCUCGGGAGGAACUUUGUGCACGAGCCGCCCGGUGAGAUCCGGCAGGUCACCAUGAAGCGACAUAAGAGCAACGAGGGCCUGGGAUUCAGCAUCCGCGGCGGCUCGGAGCACGGUGUGGGCAUCUACGUGUCUCUGGUGGAGCCGGGGAGCCUGGCGGAGAAGGAGGGUCUCCGGGUCGGUGAUCAGAUCAUGAAAGUCAACGACAAAGUCUUCGACAAAGUCACGCAUGCUGAAGCAGUGAAGGUGCUGAAGGGCAGUAAAAAGCUGAACCUCUCUGUGCGUUCAGUCGGGCGGAUUCCAGGUGGCUACGUCACCAACCAUGUUUAUACCUGGGUUGACCCUCAGGGUCGGAGUGUGUCGCCUCCUCCUGACCUGCCUGAGCAUCGGAGCGCCACCCUGAGAAGAACUGACAGCCAGCGGCGCAGCAACAUGCAGCUACUGCAGGAGGGAGACGAGAAGAAGGUCAACUUGGUUUUGGAUGACGGCCGGUCUCUGGGUCUCAUGAUCCGAGGUGGAGCAGAAUAUGCUCUGGGUAUUUACAUCACCGGAGUGGACCAGGGAUCAGCAGCAGAGUGUGGAGGACUCAAGGUUGGCGACCAGAUCUUAGAGGUGAAUGGCCGCAGCUUUCUGAGCAUCCCGCACGACGAAGCCGUCCGGGUCCUGAAGUCGUCGCGGCACCUGAUGAUGACGGUGAAAGACGUGGGUCGCCUGCCGCACGCCAGGACGGUGGUGGGGGAGACGAAGUGGAUUGCCAGCUCACAGAUUGGGGAGAGCUCCGCCAACAGCAGCGUGGCGGGCUUCUCGGUGGACAAAGGAGCCUCUGCAGCAGGAAAGCCUGGCUUUUAUAAAGGCGUGGCGGGCUCACAGGUGACCCUCUCCAGCCUUGUGAACCAGUCGCGGGCCAUGCUGGAGGAGCAAGCACGCCACUUGCUGACAGAGGCAGAGCGGCAGACCAUGGGCUACUACGUGGAGGAGUACCGGGAUGGACACAUCGGAGUGGAACAACUCGUCGUGGCGCUGUUCGAGCUGCUCAACACACAUGCAAAGUUCUCUCUGCUGUCAGAGGUUCGCGGCCUAGUCACCCCACAGGACCUGGAGCACUUUGAUGGGCUGGUGCUGAGACGGGAGAUCCAGGCUCUAAAGGCAAGACAGGGGACAGCUGGAGCCACGGCGCUCCAACCGGAUUCCCUGUCCAUGGUGUCGUACCCGGACACCCUGACCUCGUCUUCAGCCAGCUUCAUGACCAACACCACCCUCAGCUCUGCACGGAAUGACAGCGUGGUGGAGAGUAAUGAGGAGGAUCCUCCGGAGAGUCUGAACACGCUGCUAACCGACAUCUCUCUGGACGACGUUCAGUCCGCCACAGCUGAAUCCCCCCCCUCCUUCAAGCCUCCGCCCCCACCCGGGGUGCAGAGGCGCCCGACUAGACGAGAUCAGCUCAACAAAUGCCCCUCGUCCGAGUCCUCCCACUCAGGCUUGUACUUCACAGCCCCGACCUCUCACAACCACAGCAAAGAGCCAGGACACGCCCCCGCCCCGCCCUCACAACUCCACAAACGGGAGCACGCCAGGGACCCGUCUCGGGACUACGCGGUCAUCAGAAAGAAAGACCCUUCGGUACCGUCCAAGAAAGAGCAGAUAACCUCUGCUCAGUUGUCCAUGGUCACACAGCACAACAUCGGCCCUUUCCCCAGAGUCCAGUCCCCCGGCAGAACCACCAAACCUGCUGCCCCGUCCCCUUCGCCUCCACCUCCACCUCCGCUCCCUGCACCUCCUCCGCCCCCCUUGCUGCCCCUUAAACCACUGUCCAUGUCCAAAGCCUCUCCCUCCUCUCCUGGCUCUAAACAGCAGUUUGUUACAGUGGAGGUUCACAGGCCCAACGCAGAGCCGGACGUCAACGAGGUGCGGCCGCUGCCCCAAGCUCGAGGUGGUGCCCUGUCUCAGCUGUCAGACAGCGGCCAGACCCUCAGCGAGGACAGCGGGGUGGACAUAGCUGAGUCAGGACACAUCAGCAAAGACAGCAGUCCCCAUUCCUCACGCACACGCCACCCCGGAGACACCCAGGGGGGCGGGGGGGACAAACCCUCCAAACCGCCGGGGCUGUUGGAGCCCACCUCGACACUAGUGAGGGUGGCAAAGAGUGCCAGCACUCUGGGCAUCGCCAUUGAAGGUGGAGCCAACACUCGCCAGCCGCUGCCACGGAUUGUCACAAUACAGAGGGGCGGUUCGGCUCAUAACUGCGGCCUGUUGAAGGUAGGUCAAGUGAUCCUGGAGGUAAAUGGCGUUACCAUGAGGGGCCGCGAGCACAGGGACGCCGCACGCCUCAUCGCUGAGGCCUUUAAGACCAAAGAGAGGGACUACGUGGACUUCCUGGUGACCGACUUCAACGUGGCGCUAUAGCUGAGAGGAGGAGGAGGAGUGCGGAUGAUGACGAUGGGGGCAGCGCGAAGUGAUGAAGAGUUCGAGGACAGCGUGAGAAGGAGAAAUUGUCUAUUGUUUUAAAUGGCACAACUCUUUUAAAUAGACAUAAACGAACCACCAACUGAUCUCUGAGCCCUUCAAAAACCCAUCCUGGAUACAUGAUACUCAAAUUUACAAGGUAUUACUUCCGCCGUGGACUUCGUUCAGGAUCCUCCUCAACGUGUUACCUCCCCACUGUGAGACCUUAUGCACUAAAAAAAAAGUAGUGAAACCUAUACAUUUUCUUUGUUCUCUCAGUGUUAAAACUUGUGGAGUUUAAACCAUUUCAAUCCAUCAGGAACUUCUCAUAGCACUCCCGCGUCCACCGGUCAGUUAUUUUAAUUUAUUUUCUGCUUCUACUUGAGAGAAAA
Plectropomus leopardus (leopard coralgrouper) is the source of this 3569-nucleotide messenger RNA. The record is from RefSeq and is a predicted model, not a curated record. Lineage: Eukaryota; Metazoa; Chordata; Actinopteri; Perciformes; Serranidae.